AUGCCGGCCAUGCUUCCAUUUGAUCUGCAACAGGUCAUUUGCGAAUAUGCAAUGGAUGUUGCUAGCAAUGACAAGUUUAUUUUUCGAGCCAUGUGUGUAUGCAAACUAUGGGCGCACUUUGUCUGUAGCAAGUUCUAUCGGGAUUAUGAGAUCAAGAACUACCUUGGAUUUGUGGGGUUUGUCAGGACCAUUGCCAGCCGAGAUACGAUCCUUCCUUAUGGAGAAUACAUUCGCAAUGUUGACCUGAGCCCUGUGAACCGAUAUGGGAUCGACAUGCGAGUACACAAGAUGAUCCGUUACUGCCCCAAUCUCGUAUCCUUGACACUUGGUCAUCCAUCAUCCGUCAAGCCUGACACCAUUCGUCUCAUGUCCAAAUAUUGCAAAAACUUGCGCAUCUUGCAUAUGGGCGGAUUAGAAAGCUUUCCAUUCAUGCUCGAAUGCGACUUUGCUGGUCUCGAUAGCUUAACGCACGUGGAGAUUCAUAUGACACCCAUCGAUGGCCCAUCACUCAACACACUACCACGUACCUUGAUCGAUGUUCGUUUGGUCAAAUUGGAUUCUUUGGAUCAUCAAUCGCUUGUGGAGUUUACGACCAAUCGCAGAGGCACUCUUCAAACAUUAGUGAUCGAUCGAUGUACAUUGGGUGCUCGUUCACAACAAGCCAACAUUGCACAAGUAGUGAGGCCACUAUCACAAUUGAAACGGUUGGAACUUUCGGGUGGUCAAGUGGAUGACAAGUGCUUGGAGAGCUUGUUUGAUAUACCUUUGGAACUCGAUUCAUUUCGACUUGCACAUACCCAUAUCACAGACUCAACUUUGUAUCGUUUCGCCGCUGGUCGGCUCAAGUGUCGUCAUCUCAACAUUGAACACAAUCCCUUUGUAUCAGAACAAACCAUUGCCUCAUUACCUCAUUAUCGCCGCCAAUAA
Molecule: messenger RNA, 927 nt
Organism: Lichtheimia ornata
Lineage: Eukaryota; Fungi; Mucoromycota; Mucoromycetes; Mucorales; Lichtheimiaceae
Exons: 2
Coding region: 1-927 (308 amino acids)
Source: RefSeq, a predicted model, not a curated record